This is a messenger RNA of Ictidomys tridecemlineatus (thirteen-lined ground squirrel), 1359 nucleotides long. Its product is annotated as olfactory receptor 56A4. NCBI's taxonomy places the organism in Eukaryota, Metazoa, Chordata, Mammalia, Rodentia, Sciuridae. The record is from RefSeq and is a predicted model, not a curated record. Gene Ontology annotation, biological process: G protein-coupled receptor signaling pathway. Gene Ontology annotation, molecular function: olfactory receptor activity; G protein-coupled receptor activity. Gene Ontology annotation, cellular component: plasma membrane.
UGAGACAGGUCUGGGCUCCGGUGGAAACCCGAAGUACACUACAUCCAGGAUACAUACUUUCUGUGAUCAUAUAAUUCAGUCCUUCAUUGUAAGAUAGUUUGUAUUUCCAGUUUGGUUGGGAUAUUUUCUAUGGCAUCAUCCAGCAACUACUCCACUGCACUGAUCUCUGAAUUCCUCCUCAUCUGCUUCCCUAACUACCAGAGUUGGCAGCACUGGCUGUCCGUGCCCCUCAGCCUCCUCUUCCUCCUGGCCAUGGGGGCCAACACCACCCUCCUCAUCACCAUCUGGCUGGAGGCCUCCCUGCAUGAGCCCAUGUACUACCUGCUCAGCCUCCUCUCCCUGCUGGACAUUGUGCUCUGCCUCACUGUCAUCCCCAAGGUCCUGGCCAUCUUCUGGUUUGACCUCCGACCCAUCAGCUUCUCUGCCUGCUUCCUCCAGAUGUUCAUCAUGAACAGUUUCCUGACGAUGGAGUCCUGCACUUUCAUGGUGAUGGCCUAUGACCGCUAUGUGGCCAUCUGCCAUCCAUUGCAGUACCCUUCCAUCAUCACUGGCCAGUUUGUGGUCAGGGCUGCUGUCUUUGUUAUAGCCAGAAAUGUCCUCUUUUCUCUUCCAGUUCCCAUCCUUUCUGCUAGACUAAGAUACUGUGCAGGAAACAUCAUCAAGAACUGCAUCUGUACUAACCUGUCUGUGUCCAAACUAUCUUGUGAUGACAUCAUCUUCAACCGACUCUACCAGUUUGUGGCAGGCUGGACACUCCUGGGUUCUGACCUCAUCCUUAUUGUUCUCUCCUACUCCUUUAUCUUGAAAGUUGUGCUAAGGAUCAAGGCUGAAGGUGCUGUGGCCAAGGCCCUGAGCACAUGUGGGUCCCACUUCAUUCUCAUCCUCUUCUUCAGCACAGUGCUGCUGGUUCUGGUCAUCACUAACCUGGCCAGGGAGAGAAUUUCUCCUGAUGUCCCCAUUCUUCUCAACAUCCUGCACCACCUCAUUCCCCCAGCUCUGAACCCCAUUGUUUAUGGUGUAAGGACCAAGGAAAUCAAGCAGGGAAUCCAGAAACUGCUGAGAAGAUUGUAAGAAUUCAAAUGAGUGAGACGUGACCUUGGAAACAGAAAUUGACAAUGGGAAUUAAUUUUCACAAUGCAUAGGAAAUUUAAAUGUUUCAUGUUAGAGUAAUUUUGUAUUUUGCUUUGCUCAAUGAUGACUAUGGGAUAUUCAUAUAUUGAUGCCUGUUUUCUGUUAUACUGAUUAGAAGCUUAACUUUUGCCUUUUGGAAUAACUUGUAAGUUUUUUCUGGCCAUAUCAUUUGAAAGGGACUUAUCAAGCCAUAACUUCAGGAACUUUGAGUGAUAUGGUUGUUAAAUA